Molecule: messenger RNA, 1506 nt
Organism: Clonostachys solani
Lineage: Eukaryota; Fungi; Ascomycota; Sordariomycetes; Hypocreales; Bionectriaceae
Source: the annotation of a GenBank genome assembly
AUGGGCAACUCCAAGGAGGUAGAUGCGGCCCCGUUGCCCAUAAAUCAGACGGAAAAGUCUACUGCUGGAAAUGGCAUCAUAGAAGAAACAGCCGAUAUCCCAGUGGAAGUCCCCCAGCCUGACAACGCUCGUGGCGGGGAUGAGGAGAGAGCUGUUGGGUUGGCCCUUGCCCAGACGACCAGCAACCGGGAAAUCUACGACCGCUUCACCAAGAGCCGCAAACUGGUCAUCAUUUCCGUCAUCUCGAUAUGCGGCUUCCUUACCCCCAUCGCAUCCACCGCGGUCCUGGUCGCCAUCCCCGAGGUCGCCGCCACUCUCCAGACGACGGGCGAGAUGAUCAACGUCUCCAACGGUCUGUUCUUCGUUUUCAUGGGCCUCAGCCCUAUCUUCUGGGGUCCCCUGGCUGCUACCUCCUUUGGCCGUCGUAACACCUUUAUCGCAUCUACCGUCCUCCUCACGGCGUUCAGCGCGGGGACCGCCCUGUCGACCAAUCUGGGGAUGUACAUUGCCUUCCGUAUGCUCACUGCCUUUCAGGGAACGGCGAUCCUUGUCGUGGGGAGCGUAGUAAUCGGAGACGUUUACCAUCCAACCGAGAGAGGCCGGGCCCUGAGUAUCUUCAUGCUGGGGAUCCUCGUCGGCCCGUCGGUGGCGCCUCUGCUCGGUGGUGUGGUCAUCACAUACACGAGCUGGCGCGUGAUAUUCUGGGUCAUGACGGCGCUUUCAGGCGCUGCCUCCCUCAUGGUCAUCUUCUUCCUUCCAGAGACCAUGCACGAGCGGCCGGACACCUUCAAGGGCUUGACCGUGGGACAGAGUGCCGUCAAGCUGGCGAAACUGACCAAUCCGUGGAAGAUGCUGCACCCUCUCCUCGCCUAUCCCAAUCUCUGGAUCGCCGCGCUGGCCGUGUCGUCUAUGAUUUGGAACCAAUACUCGCUUCUCACUCCUAUCCGAUACGUGAUCAAUCCGCGGUUCAACCUCACAACACCAAUCCAGUCAGCGCUGUUCUUCCUCCCUCCUGGAGCCGGCUUCAUGUUCGGCGUCUUGUUCGGCGGCAAGUGGUCCGACUUCAUCGUCGCCCGCUACAUCGAGAAGCGAGGCCGCCGCAUCCCGGAAGACCGCCUCAACGCGGCCGUGAUCCUCCUCGCCGUCUUCAUCCCCGGAUCCAUGCUCCUCUACGGGUGGUCCAUCGACAAGGAGGUCGGGGGCAUCCCGCUGGUCGUCGUCAGCUCGUUCCUCCAGGGCUUCAGCCAGCAGAUCGCCCUGCCGAGCAUCAACACCUACCUGAUCGACGUGUUCCAGGACCGGGGGAUGAGCUCGGUGGUGGUGGCCGGGAACUACUUCACGCGGUACAUGUUUGCGGCUGGUGGGUCGGCGGCGUGUCUGCCUGCCAUUAAGACGAUUGGGAUUGGGUGGUACAGCACGAUUUCCGCGGCGUUCCUUACUGGUGCGGCUGGGCUUGUGUGGUUGUUGACGAGGAAUGGUGAGAAGUGGCGGGCGAAGAGGGUGUAG